GAUGGGUGGAGAGAUGGAUUGACUUAAUACAUGGGCUCUCAUAGACCGCCCGUCUGGAGUCUACUGACUGCUAAUAUUGUUAUGACUAUUCGAUUCGAUCCAGCUCCAGCUCCAGCUCCAGCCACCAUCCCAAAUCCCCACAGGCGCUCUGGACGCUGGCUGCCCCUCUCUCUUGCUCUCUCUCUCUCUCUGUGCGCCGCUCCCAACUGUCGCAGUCGCGUCUGCUUGUGGGGUGCAGCAUCUAGUGUGUAUGUAUAGGGAUAUGUACUUAAGCAAGUAUUACAGCAUACGCCCCAUCCGCAGUCCCACCGCGACCAGCCUCCUGCUCCCAAGCAUCCCGCCAAUCUUGUGUUGGCGAAACCCAUCCUGGCUCUGCCACUGGCUGGCUUAUUUCCCUCCCGUGCCCGCAAUUCUAACAACCUCCGGGCGGGUCAAUGCUGUGCACCGACCGCACAGAACGGACCUUCAAACGGUCGCUUCAGUGCCUUGUACCUGCUGCUUGGGGCCAAACAGUCCGCCUGCUCUCUCGUAUCUCGGUCCAUUACGGAUCCCCAUGGACCACGGCCCACUGAAGCUCUCAUCAACACACAAGCAAUUCCGGCUAGAACCCUCCGCCUCGUCUAGUUUUGAACUGGCCCUCUGGCCGCUUUCCUGGCUUUGUUGUGUCCUCUGCCCGCCAGCGCAUGCUUGGUUACUUGGAUGUUGCCAGUCUGCCCGUGUCUGCUGCGGGGUCCGUGCCGUUCAACGGGAAACAGGAAACAAACAAAAGUCGAUGCAGAUGGCGAGGCCAAGAAUGGUUUUGACUCGAGCCCUGCCGCGUUGAACCAACAUCGCCCCCCCCCCCGGCCUCCACGUGACGACACCACGUGUACCGCCCUACACCCAAUGCACGCAAACCGCCUGGGAUUCGUCACAACAUCCAUGGCAGGCCCCUACACAUGCCAUGCAUCAUCAAAACCACCAUCGGUCACAGCAACCAGAUCGCUUCUUGCAAACGCGAUGCUGACGCCAGACUCUGGCCCCAAGGGACGUGCGUAAUUGCGCUUGCUAUAAAUG
This is a messenger RNA of Bipolaris sorokiniana ND90Pr, 1056 nucleotides long. RefSeq lists its product as uncharacterized. The transcript has a single exon. NCBI's taxonomy places the organism in Eukaryota, Fungi, Ascomycota, Dothideomycetes, Pleosporales, Pleosporaceae. The record is from RefSeq and is a predicted model, not a curated record. The coding region runs from base 251 to 823 and encodes 190 amino acids.